UGGGCUAUUUUCAGGUGCGGUGGAGGACAGAGUCGUCUUUCUGGAAUUAAACUUUCAUCUUUGCUCUCCUGAACCUAAUCCCCUGUGCAAAUAUUGACUCACUUCUUCAUUGGCGGUCAGCUUAGCUUCAUAAUGUUCUAUUUGAUCAUAUCGAUUGCCUCGCUAAAUGUGUGCACAUCAAUGGAUAACACAUUGAUCACCUGAUCGCCUACAGGACAGCUGAUGCUAAGACACACAAACGAUAUUAACAUGCUAGCGUAACAUGCCAACGCCAAACAACUUAUUCGCUACUUUUGACCUUCCCGUCCCCCCGUAGGGAUAUGGGGCGGGGUCACAUCCCUCGCACUCCGUGGGAAACUCCUUUGACUGGCUACGGCUGGAUGUUCACGUGCAGCCUGAGUGGCUUAGAAGCUGCGCACAAACAAUUUGCGCACAGGGUGGCGAGCACGGCAUCAGGAACGUGCGCGUCCACGCGAGUGAGCCCAGAUGAGGUGAACGUCUCCCCCGCCCCCCCACCACCCAGCGCCGCCGCUCAGCGUGGUGGGAGUCGACUGGCCAGUGUUCCAGCAGGAGCGACAUGCAAAAGCUAAGCAGCUAACUGAAGCUGACCCCGCCCCACCCGACAUGCCGACGGACAUGGCGCCACCCCUGUACCUCUCCAAUGAGGACUUUGUCUACAGGAGCGGCGCCCCCCCAACCUCCCGCUGUCACUUGGAGGAGGCGGCGCAAGCCGGAGGGAAGGUGAAGAAGCAGGUGACCUUCGCUGACCAUCGAGGUCUACCGCUGACCAGGGUCAAGGUCUUCUCCCAGUUGAAGGAUCCCAUCCACAUCCCUCUUGACAUCCGACGGACGGCAAGCACUGCGCCCGGCGCCAAAGACGACAAGCUGGUCUUGGACUUCGGCCAGCCGUCGUCGGACUACGUGCACUUCCGCCAGCGUCUGGAGAGGAACUGCGUCUGCCUGGAACACUGCGUGCUCAAGGAGGAGGCCUUGGCGGGAACCGUCAAGGUCAAGAACCUGUCCUUUGAGAAGCGGGUCAAGCUCCGCGUCACCUUUGACUCCUGGGAGAGCCACUCGGACGUGGACUGCACGUAUGUGAAAGACUCGUACCCCACGCGCUACAGCGACACCUUCUCCUUCCAGCUGAGCCUGCCGGAGCUCCUCCACCCUCACCAGCACGUGGAGUUUGCCGUCUGUUACCAGGUGGGCGGGGACGAGUACUGGGACAGCAACCACGGCCACAACUACCGCGUCGUGUGGGCGUCGGCCAAGCGGCCACACUUUGACUCAGGGAUCCACCUGGACCGGUUCGGCAGUCCCAUCUGCGGACACGGCAUCUUCCCCGAGUGGCCGAGUUACGCCGGCUAUGAGAACGUGGGGCCGUACUACUGAGACGCUUUCAUUGAAAUAAUCCAGUAGGUUUUAAAUUUUUCCAAACCCCACCUUUUUAAAUGGGAAUAUUCAUAUACAAACAAAUAUUAUUUGUCUUCAUUUGCCUUUUAUUCAAAUAAACAUUUACAAUAAAAGGCAGUUUUGCUCAUAUUUGCUCCCGAUUUACUGUAUGUUUUAUUUGAUUUACUGUAUGUAUUAUUUAGUCCAAGUAAUCAUGAAUAAAAACACGAGUCGUCCUAC
Doryrhamphus excisus (bluestripe pipefish) is the source of this 1632-nucleotide messenger RNA. NCBI's taxonomy places the organism in Eukaryota, Metazoa, Chordata, Actinopteri, Syngnathiformes, Syngnathidae. The record is from RefSeq and is a predicted model, not a curated record.